This is a messenger RNA of Bombyx mori (domestic silkworm), 5851 nucleotides long. RefSeq names its product inactive peptidyl-prolyl cis-trans isomerase shutdown-like. Gene Ontology annotation, cellular component: cytoplasm. Bases 678 to 1991 code for a protein of 437 amino acids. The transcript is spliced from 6 exons. Gene Ontology annotation, molecular function: Hsp90 protein binding; peptidyl-prolyl cis-trans isomerase activity. Gene Ontology annotation, biological process: spermatogenesis; piRNA processing. NCBI's taxonomy places the organism in Eukaryota, Metazoa, Arthropoda, Insecta, Lepidoptera, Bombycidae. The record is from RefSeq and is a predicted model, not a curated record.
UAGAAGCAGGGUUGUUCGGAAGAGUGGCUCGCAAAGUACCGAUGUUGAAGAAAGAACAUAGAAAUGCUCGUUUGGCAUUUGCACGUAAAUAUGGACAUUGGACCUACGCCCAAUGGCAACAUGUACUUUUCUCUGACGAGACCAAGGUUAAUUUGAUUUCUUCAGAUGGAAGGCAAUAUGUACGGCGUCCUGUAAAAGCGGAAAUGAAUUCAAGAUUCACAAAAAAACAAGUGAAACAUGGCGGUGGAAACAUUAAAAUAUGGGGUUCACUUUCUGGACGUGGAGUGGGACCUGUGAGGAAAGUUCAGGGUAACUUAGACCAACAUCAAUACAAGGCAAUAUUGGAAGAAACUAUGCUUCCCUAUGCUGAGGAGCAUCUCCCUAUUAUAUGGACGUUUCAGCAGGAUAACGACCCGAAACAUACCGCCCAAUAAGUCAAGUCGUUUCUUACCAGUUAGUUUGUAUCGGUGAUAGAUUGGCCAGCAAAUAGCCGGACCUCAACCCAAUUGAGCACCUUUGGCACGAAAUCAAGAAAAAAGUUGCCACUUAUCGUAAUACAAAUUUGGAUGAACUUCAUGAAGCUUUUUGUGAGGCAUGGGCAAACAUUCCUGUCAAAACAUGUCAGAAACUGAUAAUGUCUAUGCCACAUCGGUGUCAAGCGAGAGCUCACUUCAGAAAUGGAGUUUCAGAUUGAUGUGGACUUUCAAAACAGAAAAACGGAGAUGUUCAUCAACGGUGAUGACGAUUUGUUUCCUGAAAUGGGUGACGAGGAUGACAGUGAUGGAGAGGAUACACUCAGGAAUAUUGAGGAGACAACCAAAAAGAUGAUGCUGGCCUCACCAGAUUACUUGUCUUUUGAGGAGUUGGGCGCCAAUAUGAUAGACUGCAUGAGCACUGGUGACGUGAAAAUGCUCAUCAUAGAAGAAGGUAAAGGACCUCUGGUGCCCGUUGAUUCAGAAGUGACGAUACAUUACGCGGCUUACUGGGAGAAAGCUGUGAUACCGUUUGAUUCUACUUUAACCAUGAAUAUGGGCGCACCAAAGCGUCUGCGUUUAGGAACAGGGAAAAUAAUACCCGGUCUGGAGAUAGGUUUGACUAUGGUCAAAGGGCCACAGGCGCGUCUCAACUUGCUGGUGCAACCGGCGGCCGCGUGGGGUCCGCGCGGGGUCCCGCCCAGGAUCAGACCGGAGCCCGCGCUCUUCGUCAUCGUCUUGUAUGACGUCAAAGACAACUACGCGGCCACCAGAUUUAACGAUCUACCAAUGGCGGAGCAGACUAAAUACGAGGUCACAUUGCGUACCGUCAACGCCUUACGCGCUGACGCCAAAGAGCUAUACAAGAAAAAGAAAUAUGUGAAGGCCAUUAAGAAUUAUCAGCAGGCCAUCUCGGUUUUGCGUCUAUCGCGUCCUGGUACGGCCGACGAGGAGUUAGACAUAAAAAACAAUAAAGUUAACGCGUACUUAAAUUUGGCAGUCUGCUAUUACAAGACGAACAAGCCUAAACACGUUCUGAACAUGUGCGAAUGCUUGGACAGACUUAUUGACACCGAAAAGCACUGCAAAGCGCUUUACUACUAUGGGAAAGCUCACGAAAUGCUCGGCAAAACGGAAAUGGCGAUUAAAUAUUACAAGAAAGCUUUAAAAUUGGAGCCGAAAAAUAAAGAGAUUGGCAAGAUAUUGGCGGAUUUAGAUACGAAGACGAAGGAUUUUGCGGUCAACGAGAAGGCUAUGUGGCUGAAGGCGUUUAACGUCGAGGUCCCCGCGACGAACGCGGUCUAUGACGUUGACGCGACUUUCCAAAGUGACGUGUUGGACAUGUGUCAAAGUUUGGCGGGAAGGUCGGAGUUUGCGAAAUUCGAUCUGCCCGUCGGGCUGACGAAAAACGAGGUGGAUUGCAUCAAGGGUAUUGUGAGCGAUUUCGGGUGCCUCUCAGUGGACGUCAGCGGUGAAGGUAGAAAUAAAAAAGUUUGUAUCGUUAAGAAGAUCGUCUGAGCUUUUACCUUAGGAUACCUCAGCUGUGAGGGUAGAAAUAAAAAUGUUUGUAUCGUUAAGAAGAUCGUCUGAGCUUUUACCUAAGGAUACCUCAGCUGUGAGGGUAGAAAUAAAAAUGUUUGUAUCGUUAAGAAGAUCGUCUGAGCUUUUCCUUAAGGAUACCUAAAGUGAUAACGUUCACGAUUAAUUAAUUAAUGAUAAAAAUCAAAGUGAGCUUCUUUUUUUUAAAUAGGAAACCAUAUCGAGGGUUGAAAGGUUAUUUGAUUAAAGCGACAUUUAUCUUUGUAAUUAAAGGUCCGUUUUAUUCGGUAUCAGCAUCGACGGUUCGUUGUUGUUAAUUGAACUUUGAGUUUAUUCAUUGAAAUAGCUGAAGAAGUUUUUAUAUUUUGUUAUGAUAUUUUUUCCAAAUUUUAAACUUAUAUGACUCUCCUGUUAAGUUGAAAAAAUGUCGCUUACAAACAGUCUUUCACCCCUCUAUAUAUUUAUCUCGUGCUGAGGUGUGGAAAUAUGAUUUACCUGCCAAAGCCCUACCUAUAGAUAAUAUUAUAUGCUUGCAGAACUAAAAAGUUCGGUAGCUAUAAAUGCAUUUAUUAGUUUUUUUAGGCGUUUAUGUUUCCCAGUCAAUUAUGGACGGGGUGGGGGGUGAUUUAUUCGACCGUCAAGUGUUUUUUUUUUUAAUACAAAUUUUUUUUAUAGUGGAGUCUUCGGUCAAUGAUAAAAUCGGUGAGUUCGAACGUCUUCAGAUCCAUGUGAGUCGCAAGGUCUUUCCAAUUGUUACGCGCUGGGGCUCGAGAUAAAUAAAAAAAUCUACCAAAGUACAACUUAACACUGUAUUAGCACUUAAGAAUUUAAAAUUCUCAGUUCGCUUCUUCCGCUUCGCUUCAGGUGAUCCGUUCGCUGUUUCGCUUCGAGUAGUUCCGAUUACUGACUGACUGCGUGCCACCUCUGCAACGCUUAUAGACGAUACCACAUCCCUAGAAUUAUCGAGAAUAUUCCACAUAAUUCGAGUAUGUGUGGUUCGGCUAUCUGAUAAUAGAUGGCGUUGUACGCCUUGAGUUUUCUAGAUGCUACUACAUCCUUCGAUAUUCAUUCGAGUAUUCGGCGAUAUAUGGCGUUACUCUUACCGGCGUAACACAAUGUUUAAGUCUGGCUUGAAUUUGGAUCGAUAUUUUUUUCUAAAGUAUGAGGGUACACAGGUAAGAGCGUAUUUAAUACAGCAUGUAUGUAUGGGUCUUUUAAUAUUUAUAUAGUUUUAAAAAAUAUAUGUAUUAUUAAUAAACAUGAAAAACGGCCCUAGGUAAUAAAUAAUAAAUGUAAUAAAUCGGCACACAACCAGCAAGAAAUCUAGAGUUAAUAUCGAGAUAUUAACUCUAGAUUUCUUGCUGGGUGAAAGGCUAUUUGGUUUAAGCGACAUUUCGCUUUAUACGCGACAUGUUUGUAAUUAUAGGUCCGUUUUAUUUGGUAUCAGCAUCAGUGGAUGUUUUUAUUUGAACUUCAAUUAAGUAUUCCAUUAAAAUAGUUGAAAAAGUUUUUUGUUAAGAUAUUUUUUUAUAAACUUUGUGCUAGAGUGUUAAAAAGCCACCAUUAUUAUGUGUAUAUCAUAGACCUAUAUAGUAGGGACACGACAUAUUGUUCUAUACGUACAAUUGCUUAUAUAAAUAGCACCCAUUUUGAAGGCACAUACAUAAACAUAUAUCUAUCUCGUUCUUACUCAGCACUUUAACUCGCAGGAAAACAAUAUAACAGUAUUUCAGUGCGUACAUAAAAUGAAACAUGAAUAUACGUAAAUAUCUCCGUCUCCGUCUAAUGAGGCCGAAAAUCCGCCAUGUUUAGCGCGCCAAAUGUCAUUGUCACGUCAGUUCGGCCGUCUGUUUUGGGUUGUACAUUAUUUAUUGACUUUGAUAUCGAUUUAAUAUGAUUGAUUAUAUAAAAUUUCAUAAUUUAUCAUGCUUAAAACAUACAAAAAUAAUAAUUAAAACGUAUUUUAUAGGAUCUCAAGAAAGUCGAUGCCCUAAAACUAUUAUCUAUAUGUAUUCAAAUUCAUUAUGGAGCCCUCAUCCGAAAAAUCCAUUUUUCGGUCGGAAUCUAUUGAUCAUGACACUAAUCAUAAAUACCACUUUAAAAUAUGUCAUCAAAACAUAUUUAGACAUUCUGUUUAGAUAUUUCGGGAAAAACGCUACCGAACGCAACUAACAACGCUACGCUCUUCGGAACUAUUUAAAUAAAAUAGUUUUAUUCCGCAGUGAGUAAAACACUAUUGUAAAUUUGUUAAAUAUUUAAUAAUUAAGUGAUUUUAGAGAGGAAGUCACAAGGAAUGACGUUUGUAAUUAAUGAAUAAAUGUUCUGUAGGUGUUUUUUUUUUCACGCGGUCCCUUGAUAAGUUUAAAAUUUGAAUCACUCUCAAGCGAAAGUGAUUCAAAUGGUGCGGCGCACCUUCCUUGGGGUGCGCUGCGGUAGUAUGUUACGGACUUUAGAGUCAGCAAAACAAUUAAAAUAGAUUGUUAUAGUCUAAGAAAAACACGUACUCAAAAUACGAUAACAUUUAGCAUGCUAGAAACGGGCUGAUGGCUUUGAACUACGCCAUAUCUUUAUGUUUUGCGACAAACGACAACUUUAUAAAAUCAGUGUAGCAACUUUUAAAAAUCAACUACGUUUACUUGGCAAAUUCGAAGGACGAACUUGUCUUAGAUUUCACCCAUCUAAAUCAUAUCAUAUUUGCACAUAACAAUAUACCUACUUACUUCCCAUUAAAGUAUAAAUUCUACAAAUAAAUAAUACUCAACAAUAUUUAAAAUAAAAUGAGCCAAGAACGUUUAUCGAUAAAACCUGAUAACAUUGAAAUCUUUUGUACAGCACUAAAGCCGCCAUGUUUUGUGGCCAGAUGACGUCACAGUGGCACGAAAUUUUGGUUGACGUUUCAUUUCCAUAGGUUUCCUACUUCAUUGGUGUAUAUACAUUAAGUAACUAUAUAACAUUAGAUUAACAAUAAAACAAUUCUGACAACUUCGCUCGUCGCAUUCCCGCCAAAAUUUCAACGGAACAUUUUUGCAGACAAUCUAAAAAAGAAAACUAUGCACGAUAGUUCUAGUUUGGUCAUGACAAUUUAUAAAAUUGUCACUUUUAAAAAUAUAAUAUUUUAAAGGGCAAACUUUGUCUCAAUCGUCAUGCGUGAGACGUUGCGUUGCGUAGACGUCUAUUUAGCUCCGUUGAGCACUUUUUGAUUGGAGAAAACCUUAUGGUUUCGCGUCACCCACAGCGUACCUGUAGCUAUACAGGGUGAGUAAUAGCAGUGUACCUGUAGCUAUACAGGCGACGUAUUGUACAUCAUUAGCCCUGUGCAUACCUUCACAAGAGAAAGUUGGGUAUACGGGCCGCGUGAGUGAACACUGCACUUGCAUAGAUCAUGAUUGCAUAUUAAUUGUCGAUUCAAUUGUAUUUAUAUAAUAACAGAAUUGAAUUGUAUUUAGAUUUCGUACAGCCCGUAAUUGAAUAACAAUUGAAUAAUAAAUAAACCAUAAAAACAUGUUUAAGAUUGUUGCUCGGAGUGCCAGUAAUGUGAAAACCAGAUUGAUGUUGAUAAUUUUAAUUUAAAUAUUAUCAAUUAUAGUUUUUCAUUUCUAUCGGUAGUCCCUAUGACGGCCAAUUUUUUUAAAAGUAAUUUCAUCAUUGCCAAGAAAGUACCAGUAACGUAAGAAUAAAUGAAAAAAAAAAACAUUCCUCAUUAGCAUUUAAGCAACAGAAGAAAGCUGUUUUUUAAGUAGUUGAAGUGAUAUUACCAAGAGUGACGAAAACGAUCUUUUUUUUUAAAUAUUUUAGUACUUUAAAAUAUUUUAAUAAAGUGAUUAGGUGUUUUUGUAUAA